UCUAAUGACCACCACUUAUAUAAAUAGAUGAUCAUGAUCCACAUCACAUGAUAAAACACACACAAAACUAAACCCUAAUAAAAAAGAUGGCGAAAGUCUCCAGUAUUCACAUUCUCUUCCUUGCGUUCAUCACAAGCGGCGUUGCUGUUUCCGCCACCGUCUUCACUUUGGAAAACAGCUGCCCUUACACCGUGUGGCCGGUAAUCCUCUCCGGUAACAGCAACACCCUCGGCGACGGCGGCUUCCCCUUGACUCCAGGCGCUUCCCUCCACCUCAACGCUCCUCCGGGAUGGUCCGGACGCUUCUGGGCUCGCACCGGCUGCACCUUCGACGCCUCGGGCCACGGCACCUGCGUCACCGGAGACUGCGGAGGCGCUUUGAAAUGCACCGGCAACGGACUUCCUCCGGCCACUCUCGCCGAGUUCACCGUCGGAUCGAGCAACUCCGGGAUGGACUUCUACGACGUGAGCCUCGUCGACGGCUACAACGUCAAGAUGGGGAUAAGGCCGCAGGGAGGAACAGGGGACUGCCGCUACGCGGGCUGCGUCUCCGACAUCAACGAGAUCUGUCCUAGCGAGCUUCGGAUCAUGGAUCCGCGGAACGGCGGAAACGUUGCCGCGUGUAAGAGCGCGUGCGCGGCGUUUAACUCGCCGGAGUUUUGUUGUACCGGAGCUCACGCGACGCCGCAGACUUGUUCUCCGACGCAGUACUCGACGAUGUUCAAGAACGCUUGUCCUAGCGCUUAUAGUUAUGCCUAUGACGACGCCACGAGUACAUUCACUUGUAAUGGAGCUAACUAUGUGAUCACUUUCUGCCCGGCCCGUUCUUAGAGUCGGGUCGGGUUUCUUUUAAUUGUUACGCACGGAAAGAUAAUUAUCUUCUAUCCCUUUUAAGUAUUCACUUCUUACACUAAUCACAUUUGCAUUUGUUCCAUACAAUGAAAUAAUAUAAUUGGAACUUACAGAAAUAAAAGAUUUUAUGUGCUGAGUUUUUUCGUU
Molecule: messenger RNA, 998 nt
Organism: Raphanus sativus (radish)
Lineage: Eukaryota; Viridiplantae; Streptophyta; Magnoliopsida; Brassicales; Brassicaceae
Product: pathogenesis-related protein 5-like
Exons: 2
Coding region: 87-830 (247 amino acids)
Biological process (GO): defense response
Cellular component (GO): extracellular region
Source: RefSeq, a predicted model, not a curated record